AUGGACUGUAGCAUUCCCAGUGUCGAUGGCCUUUUGCGAUCAAGAUCACCCCUCAAUGGCGAUGGGACCCAGGAACCAGAGCAGCAAUGGGCCAGGAACCAGAGCAACAAUGAGUACCCAGGUUGGAGAUGGGCUGCUAUCCUGAUCUCUCCUAUGACAGACCUGGUUAAGGGUUGUGACUUGGGACAGAACCUGGGUUUUACAUCCCUGCAGCUCCUCAUUCUGUGUAGGCGUCAUCAGAUGCUGGACAUAAACCAGGUUUUUCUCUUAAGACAGGGGUCCACAACUCCUGGGGUUGCAGUCCACUACCGGGCCUUGAGCCGUUUGGAACCAGGCCGCAGAAGUGGCAGAAGCACCGUCCCCAUCAGUGGCUUCUCCGAUGGUCCCUUGCGACCAGAAUCGCCUGUGGAUUGUGUGGAAUAUUACAACGGAGUCCAGAAUGGGCGCAGGGUGAGGCUGAGGCGCCAGCACAGCACAAUAAGACUCUUGCAGCAGCGGGGGGCGCUCUCGAGAGCCCGACAGCUUCAACAAAAGCCUGAUGUGGAAGUUGUACAGCGGGAACACACAGGCCAUAUGAUCACAUGGACAGGCCCAGGCUUCGCCCGUGUGCGCGAUGGGGCUGGACUCUCCUUCGACAUUGACAACAUUCCUUACCCAAUGGAAUAUGGCAUCUUGUUCCGCUAUGAACCUGAGUCCACAGAAGAUUGGGAAGUUGUUGUCAGUGUCAGCUCGCAGGAUCUACCAGUGAGUCCACGUUGUGGCAAUUUGCUGCCCUCUGAACAGGUGUAUCAAGGGAGCUUGCCCCAUACCUCCAGAUACUUGCUUCUGCCAAGGCCCUUCUGCUUUGAGCCGAGAAACCGUUACAAGAUCAUCGUGCGGUUCCAGCGAGCAGGGGUGGCACAGCGCCAUCCUGCAGCUUUCAUCCUGGUAGACUCGCUGGUCCUUUUACCCUACGUGACAGAACUACCUGGUUUCCAUGGUGACGAUCCAGCUUCUGUGGAGCGCCGGGAGGCCCUGGAACACUACACAUGCCUGGAAUUAUUUCGCAUGGCCACCAUGCCUGACCUUCCUGAGACCUGUGCCCACCUGCUCUGCAGCAUUUCUGCCAUCAUCCAUGACGGGGCUCUGCCCUGCCAGUGUGACCUCCAGGGUUCCACCAGCAGCGUCUGCCAUAAACUGGGAGGACAGUGCCAGUGUAAGCCCAAUGUUAUGGGUCGGCAAUGUGACCGGUGUAUCCCAGGCACUUAUGGAUUUGGACCUUACGGCUGCAGUUCCUGUGCUUGUUCCCCCGAGGGCUCGGUCUCCAAAAUCUGUGACCCGGUCAGUGGCCAAUGCCGAUGCCAGCAGGGUAUCAUAGGACGCCAGUGUGAUCAGUGUCCACUAGACCAGUGGGGCUUCCCUCACUGCCGUCCUUGUCACUGUAACGGGCACGCAGAGAAAUGUGAUUCACACACCGGAGCCUGUCAACAAUGCCGAGAUUAUACAGCAGGCCGCCAUUGUGAAAGGUGCCUGGACGGAUACUAUGGAGACCCAGUCCUGGGAUCAGGGCAACAGUGUCGGCCAUGUCCCUGUCCUGGAUAUCCAGGUUCUCGGCACUAUCACGGCAUUUCGUGCCAGGCUGACAGAGACACCAACCAGAUUGUUUGCUUGUGCGCUCCUGGCUACACAGGGCCACGGUGUGAUCGCUGUUCCCCUGGCUAUUUUGGAAGCCCUGGGCAGGAAGGUGGUGCCUGCCGCCCUUGUCAGUGUAACAAUAACAUUGACCCCAGUGACCCCGAGGCCUGUGACCCACAUACUGGUCAAUGUCUACAUUGCCUUUACAACACUGGUGGACCCCGCUGUGCCGAAUGUCAGCCUGGCUACUACGGCAAUGCCUUUCAACGGAGCUGCCGACGCUGCACUUGUAACGAAAUAGGCACUUUGCCCACCCACUGCUCCGAAGGCAUCUGCCAUUGUGAUCAAACUACAGGCCAUUGCCCCUGCCGUGCCAAUGUGGUGGAAAAGAACUGCGACAGAUGUGCCCAGAACUUCUGGGGUUUCGGCAGCGACUUGGGCUGCCAGCCAUGUAACUGCGACCCGACCCAUUCCUUGCGUGCAGACUGUAACAUGUUUACAGGGCAAUGCCACUGCCAGCCAGGUUUUGGAGGUCGUGUUUGUUCUCAUUGCCAAGAAAACCACUGGGGCGACCCAGAAGAGCAGUGCUUAGGACAGACAUGGAUAAGCUGUGGGAGAACCUGCAAGAUACAGAUUCGUGCCUGGAUAGCACUGAACGGAAAGUCACAGAGAAGAGGGACCAACUCAAUGCAUUGAAUGAACAAGUAGAGGAACUGAACCAGACUGUCAACUACCUUAGAAGUCAACUGGGAAAGAUGGUAAACGCCAGCUUCAAUGAAUCUUUCCGUAGCAUCGUGGAGUACUUCCAGCAGUCAGAACAGGCCCUGAGGCAGGCCAACACCUCCGUUAGAGGGCGUCAAAGUCCCGUGGUCCAAGCCAAACAUACCCGGCUGGCCACGGUGGAGCUGUUGAGACAAAGAGGAGAGGCUUUUCGCAAGGGAGCAGCUGCUCACCAAAAGGCUCUGAAUACUAUCCAACGAAAAGUUGAUGCCCUCAGCCUGAACAGGAUCAACCAGAAAAUCUGCGGAGGUUUUGGAGACGAGGCCUGUGAAGACGCUCCUUGUGGAGGAGCUUCCUGUAAGGACACUUCAGGCCAAAGGCACUGUGGAGGCCCUAAUUGUACUGGAGCUCUUCCUGUGUCCAUCAAGGCCCUACAUUCGGCCCAGAACAUCUCCCAGCAGCUGGAGACCACAGCAAGUCAGCUGGUCACCAUGGUUAAUAAGGUGCAAGAAGUCCAGAACCUGGCACGGGAUGCCAGGAACCACGUUCAGGACAUCUUGGACCACGCUCAAGGAGCACGGAACCAGGUGGAGAAAUCCACAGCCAAGCUGAGAGAAUUCAUCCAGAAGAUAAAAGACUUCCUAGCAGAGGAAGGUGCCGAUCCAGAGAGCAUUGAGCUGGUGGCUCAACAGGUCCUGAACAUUCCCCAGCCCAUCAGUCAAAGUGAGAUUGACAGUCUGAUUAAGGAGAUCUGGGACAGAAUCGGCCAGCUUAACAGAGUGGACGUUAUCCUGAACUGUACAGUGCAAAACCUAACUCUUGCUAGGGAUUUGCUGACGAAAGCAGAACUUGCCAG
Molecule: messenger RNA, 3190 nt
Organism: Thamnophis sirtalis
Lineage: Eukaryota; Metazoa; Chordata; Lepidosauria; Squamata; Natricidae
Source: RefSeq, a predicted model, not a curated record